UAAUAAAUUAAACAAUAAAAUGACAUCAGAAGAUCCAAAUGAGAAAUGGAAGAAGAUUCUUUUAAAUCCUUAUGGUAAAAGUAAGGAUGAUGUACAGAAUGAAAUAAGAGCAAUGCAUAAGGAAUAAUAAAUGAUAGAUGAAGCAAUAACAAGAGAGGCUUUAUUAUAAUCAAUAAAAGCAAAGAAGACUUAUCGUAAUUUAACUAAUCCAAAUACAAAUGCUGAUAAAUAGAAAUUAGUACCAGUAGAUGGUGAUUUAAAAUAAGGAGCAAAAGUAUUUAUGAGAGCAUGUGCUUCUUGUCAUUCAUUAGAAAUAUUUACAGGAAAACCAUAUGCUGCAGAUUUUUCAUUUUAAGAAUCAAGUGGACCAUCAUUAGCAUAAAUAUAUAAUAAACCAGCAGCUAGUUAAAGAGUAUAUGAGGAAUAUACAAUGGCUUUAUUAGAUUCUAAAAUAUUUUGGAAUAGUUAUAAUUUAUUUAUGUGGGCAAAAGAUCCAUAAGCAAUGUGUAAGGGUACAAAAUGUUUACAAAGAGGAGAAUUAUUAGAGAGUGCAGAAGAUAGGUAAAUAAGAUUUAAUAUUUGUAGGGCUGAUUUAGUAAAAUUUUUAAAAGGAUUUACAAAAGCAACAUCAGAUUUAUAUAGACGAUCAUUUACAAAAUACCAUGGAUAUGAAUGGUAAAAUUAUAGAGAAUAAGGAUUGGCCAAAGCAAGAGAGGUUGCUCAUUAAAGAUAAGGAUAUGAAUAAGAAAAGAAAUGA
Molecule: messenger RNA, 757 nt
Organism: Paramecium sonneborni
Lineage: Eukaryota; Ciliophora; Oligohymenophorea; Peniculida; Parameciidae
Source: the annotation of a GenBank genome assembly